Messenger RNA from Prorocentrum cordatum, 612 nucleotides. The record is from the annotation of a GenBank genome assembly. NCBI's taxonomy places the organism in Eukaryota, Dinophyceae, Prorocentrales, Prorocentraceae.
AUGGGGAUUUCGGAGACGCAUGGUACGGAUGGCACGGAGCUCGGCGCUCGCCUCGUCCCUGGCUGUCGCCCUUUCUGGUCUCACGGCACGCGCUCACAGGCCGGGGUAUGGCUUUUCGUGAAGAGCAGCUUCCUGAUGAAGUUCAACCCCGUGCGGCCAGAGGAUUGGGUGCCCUUGGAGGCUGGACGGGCUGCUAAGCUAUUCCUGCGGGGGCCGUCGGGCGCACUGGAUAUCAUUGUGGUGUAUCUUACUUCGGGCUCCGACCAGACCAUCCGCGCAACUCGACGAGCUACGAUGACUUCGAUCGCCCAGCACGUGGCUCCUCGGGAGCAGGUGCUGAUUGUGAUGUUAGUGGAUUUCAAUUUCGUAGUGGACCGUCGGGACCGCUGGUCGAAGUCGGAUGGCUCCUGGUCUGGAGAUUCCGACGCCAGAGACGCCCGAGCUUUCGAGAUUCUGUUCUCCACGCUUUUCGGUUUCCACGAGCUGCGCCAGCCGCUCGUUACCCACGAAUGUGGAGUGGCGAAAUCUCGCUUGGACCGAGCCUGUGCCAACAAUUCACUCGCCGACCAAUUGGACCGCUGUUACAAGUCAUGUUUUCGUCUUCGACAAUAG